Messenger RNA from Microplitis mediator, 5269 nucleotides. Its product is annotated as testis-expressed protein 2. The record is from RefSeq and is a predicted model, not a curated record. Gene Ontology annotation, molecular function: lipid binding. Gene Ontology annotation, cellular component: endoplasmic reticulum. Bases 338 to 2989 code for a protein of 883 amino acids. NCBI's taxonomy places the organism in Eukaryota, Metazoa, Arthropoda, Insecta, Hymenoptera, Braconidae. The transcript has 8 exons.
UAAAAAUCCACCCCAGUCUCAUCAGUAUCAACACUUCUGUCAGUUGGUUACUUUGUCUUAUAAAUUUCCUGCGUACUUAUACAAUAUUUGUCAUCAAAUAUUCCAGUGUCAGGGUCAAAACUAAUGUAUUAUUUCUUUCCACGUUCGUAACUUUCUGUUUUUAUUUUUUAAAAAAACUUAGCCACAAUAUGGACCGGGUAAAAAAUUCAAAGUUGUCCUGUCAUUUAAACAGACAUGUCAUAUGUUUGUUUAUUGCAGCAGAAAUUUACUAACAGGUUAUUUAAAACGUAAUGUAACGAGAAAAUAAAUUUUUUUGUGAAAAUAUUGCGAGCAUACAAUGGCUUCUAAACAAAGUCCAGCAAAAGUUACUCUGGGAAUGAUGAAAGGUAAACCAAUCACUACUUCUGUACCUGUAAUUAAAUACCACGCAAGUGAUGACGAACUGGAAGAACUUUAUCCCAGCAGCGAUGAAGAAAAACCAAAGACACCGGAGUCAGAGAAAACGUCACCCAAAUCGAGCCCAUUUAAAAUUCCAAAAUUAAAGUCUGAUCAUAAUGAAAGUAAUGAUGACUUGGGUGAGCAGAGAUCCUCCAGUUUAGAUUUAUCUGAAGGCGGUACACCUCCGUCUAACUCUGACCCUUGGAAAGUGCUGUCAGAUAUACGUGGCAAGAUAACUAAGACAUUUGAAGAUAAAUUAUCGGAGAUAAAGAGCGAGAAGAAGAACAAACAUCGCAGCAGAGAAAAUUCUAGUGUCAGCGAUCCUGAGGACUUGGGUAACAUUACGCCGACAGAAGAUGUGUCGGAAAAAUUAGAUAAGGUGGACAAAGAAUCAUCGCCGUCUAAAAGCAGCAAGAAGAGUCACUCGAGGUUUAGAUUCUCUAGUAUAAAGACGGGUUUGAAGGCCAAGAAUAAGGGUCGCGAUGAAAGUAUUGAGAGUGGAGUCGAGGCUGCUGAAUUGGUGGAAGUCGACUCUAUGUCAUUGUCAAACACUUCCAAGGGCCAGGAAACUUCGGAAAUUUCUAGUGUAUGUACAGUACAAAAUUUAGGGUACUCACGUUUGGUGACUGAUGUCCCUGUUGAGUGUAGGAGAGAGUUUCCAAAGCCCGGGAAAAUAAUAACUGAGCUAAAAAGUUAUUUAUUGUCUCGAAUAUUUUUGUUGUUAGUAUUUUUGGGGCUGAUAAGUUACCUAGUACCACUUGUAGCAUUAUUUACUGGCAUGUUGGCCGGUAGUGUAGUUGCUGUUACAGUACAAAAAAUGUUAAAAAGAGUUGGCGAGAUUGUAGCGAUGCCUGUUGAAGUAGAAGAGCCUUCAAGUUUUACGACGGUCCCAGUUGUUGAGGUUCCUGCUGCUGAAGAGUACGCUGUCGUUGAUAAAUUUGAGGGCUGGUUAAAUGAACUCCCUUAUAAUUACGACCCAGAUAAUUAUCACGUUGCGCGAACACAAUCUGUUUACUUUAAACUCGAAGGCGAUUCGCUGAAAGUGAGUGAAACCAGAACGCGAAUUCCUAAACGCGCUGUCUGGAAUGAGCCGCAACCAACAGCUAAAUUUACACGGAAACGUGUUUAUUCAUUAGUCGGAGCUAAAAUUGAGUUAUUGCCCGAGGGUUUGACUCGCAGACGGAGAUGGAGCAAAAAAUAUCCCAUAUGCGUGACAUUAGGGCGUGAGGGUGUCGUCGAAAAUAUAGCACUCGAGACGCCGUCUGACGAUGAAUUACAAACGGAAUUAGAGAAGGAUAAAUUAAUAGUCGAGGAGGAUGAAACAGACGACGAUUUGUCAUUUUCGAAAGACACUAAAGAUGUAUUUGAAGAUUGUCAAGAUGAUGUCGAGUAUCUAAGUUCAAAAUUAUUUUUUUUCGGCAGAACUGAUCGACAAAAAGAAGACUGGUACAGACGACUUGUUCUAGCAACAACAUCUUGCAAUAAACGUAAUUCGAUACCGUCCGCCAAGGAACUUACGUCAUCAUCGAGUAAUUUAUCGCUAUCACAAGCCUCUGGUGAUACUAAAAACUCUACCACAACGCCCGUUAGUGUUGAUAUUCCUGCAGAGCUAUCAUUUAAUUCUUAUAUGUCGCGUUAUGCUGAUACUUCGACGCCAACAGAAUCCAAUGGCUCGCUGGCAGAGUCCGAGGUCUUGUGGUUGAAUGCAUUACUCGGUAGGAUAAUAUUCGAUAUGCAUAAAUCCCCGGACAUGAUAAAUGUCCUCCAGGAUAAAAUCCAGCGGAAAUUAUCCAACAUAAAAUUGCCGUAUUUUAUGGAGAGUUUGAUGAUCUCUGAACUGGUGAUUGGCCAAGGCGCGCCGUUUAUACACAAAGCGAGUAAACCGGUGGUCGACGAGCGCGGCCUGUGGAUUGAUUUGAAUAUUACUUAUGAAUGCGGACUGACGAUGACCGUCGAAACAAAAUUAAAUUUAAUGAAAUUAACCAGAGCUGGAUCUGUUAUCAAUAAUUCAAAUGAAAGUAAUAAUGGAAAUGAUUCGCCAAAGCCUGCGAAGUCUCCCAUGUUCGAUAGCGACGUUGAGGACAGUCCCGAAACUUCAACUGAGGAUGAAGAAAGCAUAAAUAUGCCGACGAGUACUCGAGAAUCAACGCCGAGUCAAUCUUCUGGCCGAAAGUUUCUCAGCAUGGUCGAUAAAUUGGCAGCGAAUAAAUACUUUCAACAUGCUGCUGAGUUGACCUACGUACGGAGAGCGAUGGAAGGAGUUUCUAAUACCGAAAUACGAUUGAUGGUUAGUGUAUCUAGUAUAGAAGGAUGUCUGUCUGUUAACAUACCGCCGCCACCGUCAGAUCGACUUUGGUAUGGAUUCAAACCAAUUCCUAAAAUAAAUUUAGAUGCCAGACCAGCUGUUGGUGAACGGGCUGUCAACAUUGGCUACGUUACUAAUUGGAUUAAAACUAAAUUAUUGAAAGAGUUUGAUAAGAUCGUCGUGCUGCCGAAUAUGGAUGACAUUGUGAUACCACUCUGUCCAAAUUACCCGUAUCACACGAGUUAAAUUUAUGUACAAUUUUAAAUUUGAUAUUUCAUUUGACAGCAAGCAAGUCCAGUUUUUCUUUUUUUUUUAAUAUUUAUAAUAUAUAUAUUAAUCUAACAUGCAUGCACGUGUGACAUUAAACGAGUGUCUUUCACUUUGAAUUUAAACCGAUUGAUAUUUCGACACUUCAUAAUCAUUUUAUACUUGACACGGUUAAACAAUUUUUUAAUUAUUUUUCGUCAUGUGACAUAAUUAUUUUGAAUCAUCGUUAAAUUAUUAAUUUAAUAACUUUAUAUGUAUAUAUAAAUCAAAUACUUGAGCGAAUGAUUUUACUAUCGAAUGAUUGCAACGAAGAAACAUUUUGUUUCGAUUUUAUAUAAAUUUUUUUCAUUAUAUUUAUUAUAUUUAGUGAUAAAUAUUUUACUUUAUUUCAGAUUUAAUAUAUUUUUUAUUUUUAUUAUUAUAAUUAUUUAUUUCCUGCUAGUCAAGUUGGGCAGCAGUUUGUGUUGCGUAAUGGGUGAAAAUAAUGUACUACAUAAUUGUGUUGAGUCGGAUUUUGCUGUUGAAUAAAAUAAUGAGGGAUUUAUUUUUUGGGAUUAAGUAGCGAUAAAAGAUAUGUAAGAUAAAAUUAAGUUGUCUUGAAGAUUCUGAGGAGUAUAAACUCAAGUGUCACAAUAGUGGAUGUUAAAUUUAACUAAUGAGUUAAUUAAUUAUAUAUUUAAAUUUGAAAAAUAACUGCAAUUAUUAAAAUUGUUUUACUGGAUUUUAAAAACUUUAAUUUAAGGGCAUUCUCAGACAGUGCUCCCACUUUUUAAAAAUUUCCAGUGACAACUGUCAUACGUGUAUCAAAAUUUUAUCACUUAAUUAAAAAAAAUUACUUACUGUUAUCAAUUAGGAGUCAAACUAAAUUUUUCGAAUAAAUUUUAGGCUACAAAAUUUGAAAAUUCGAAUUAUAAAAUUAACAUGAAGAUUUUACUGAAAUUUUAGAAAUUUUGUUUAACUCCCAAUUGACAUCAACUGUAAGUAAUUUUUUUUUUACAUCUCAGUGAAAUUGCAGCUACUCUGCCUUUUUUCAAUUAAUCUCUUACUUUGUUUUUAAUUAAUUAAUAAAAUUUUGAUACACUAAUGACUGUUGAGUCAUUGAAAAAUUUUUAAAAGUGAGGAGUACUGUCUGAGAAUGACCUUAAGAAUAAUUAAAUUGGUAAAGACUAAUAAUGUUUAGUUCAUCUAAUGUACAAUCAAUUAAAAAAAAACGCGGGAAUGGAAUUCCUAAAAGGGUAAAUUAUUUUUUACUUAUAUAUUAAAAGAGCGAAAUCUCCUUGAUAGCCAAGCUGGCAAAUUGUCACCAAGUUGGCCACAAAAAUUGAGAUUUCCAUAAAUUGACAGCAACUGGUCGCCAACUUUCUGAGAAAGUCAGUGGCAAAAGUUGUCAUUCCAAUGACUGAAAGUUGUCUUCAAUUUUCUCAGAGUUUGCGGCAGUAGAUUGUCGCCAAUUUUCUGGGAAACUUGUAGUCAAGAGUAACAAAAGUUGAAAGUUGUCAACAACUUGAUCGCGGCUGACACCAAUUUUCUUACCAGAAACUCUCGCUAUCAGGGCUCGCGUUAUUUAAUUUAACAGCAAAGUCGGACAAUAACAACAAGUAAAUAGAUGAAAAAUUUCUGCUGGACCAAUCAAUGAUAAAUAUAAAUAUUUAAAAAAAUUAUACAAAAUACGCCAAAGGAAAAUUUAAAAAAAUAAUUUACUAGUUUGUAUUUUACACUGAGCAGAAAAAUUAUAUCAGAAAGUAAAUAUUGUCUUUACUUAAUUUUACAAAAAAAAAUAUAUUUUCUUAUCACAAAAGUUUGUAAUUAUUUAUACAAAUUUAAAUAAAAUGAAUGAUGAUUUAAAAUAAAAAUGCGGCAAAUUUAAAGUUCAAAAUAAUUUUUUGAAUGUCGACAAAUUCUUCAUAAAAAUAUAUAUUGUAUUUAUAUUUUUUGCUCAGUGUAGUGUGCUGAGUGAUGAGGAUUACGGUCAGGAAAUAUGACUCUCUUUCUUUCACCAUUGUGUGCAUAUAUGAGAAGUUAACGUGUACUAAUAUAACGUAAUUCUUAAUUAAAUAUAACAAUAUAAUAAAAGAAUGGAAUUCAAUGGAGAAGGAUGUGCUACGCACUCUCAAUUAAAAUAUAUAGCUGUUUUCUACGUGAUUUCUCGCCUUCUUCAUGUCUGUUUUCCAUGUAUUUGUUACUAAGAAAAAAUGAAAAUAAAACAAUAUAUAUAUUUGUUGAGAAAAUACUUCCAUUCAAUUAAAUAAUUCAUUUAUA